GACACAACGAUGGAUGGGCGGGUCUUCUGCUCAAGAUGGAAACCGUCUUGAGUGACCCACCCACACCCGCUGUAAGCCUGAAACGUCGAAACGCACACCAGCAGCAAGACGACUCGGCGGCGAGCACCAAGAAGAAGAACGCUAACAGGCCCCAACCAUGAGCUACCCUGGAUACCCUCCUCAGGCCGGUGGAUACCCACCACAACCUGGUGCUUACCCACCCCAAGCAGGUGCCUACCCUCCUCAGCCUGGUGCCUACCCACCCCAGGCGGGAGGCUACCCACCCCAGGCGGGAGGCUACCCACCCCAGGCGGGAGGCUACCCGCCCCAGGCCGGAGGCUACCCGCUCCAGGCAGGAGGCUACCCGCCCCAGCCGGGGGGCUACCCGCCCCAGGCGGGAGGCUACCACCCACCCCAGGCGGGAGGCUAUCCACCGGCACCUCCGCAAGGCAGCUGGGGAGGUGGGCCAGCUGGCGGGUAUCCCUCCAUAGGUGUGGACAACCUCACCAACCCCGGAUAUGGCAUGGCCAACCAGAUGUGCCAAGGCAUAGGGUGUUUUUCUCCAAACCCAUCCAUGUACGCCCAUGCCCCAGGGGGGUACCUGGCUUUCUAUCCACCAGGCGGGUACGGUGUCCUUAUCCCUAACCAACAGUCAUAUGGCCUGUACCCACAGCCAGGAGGAAACAUGCCCCAAGGCCCAGGGAUGGGAUACCCUGGCCACCCUAUGCCCGGUUACCCUCGUGCACCAUCUCCCAACCCCACUGGGUAUGGAGCAGCACCGGCACCUAUGCCAGGAUACCCAAAGGUCCCUUCUCCGAAUCCAUCGACGCAAGCCUAUGGAGGCGGAGCCAUGCCAAUAGCCCCACCUGUCAAUAAAGGCUUCAGAGGGACAAUCAAGGACUUUCCUGGAGCGGACCCACUCAAAGAUGUGGAGGUCCUGAGGAAGGCCAUGAAGGGCUUUGGAACUGAUGAGCAGGCCAUCAUUGACUUGCUGGGGAGUCGCUCCAACAAGCAGCGUGUUCCUCUGCUCCGUGCCUACAAAACAUCUUAUGGGAAGGAUCUGAUUAAGGACCUCCACUCUGAACUGUCAGGCGACUUUAGGAAGCUGGUCAUGGCCUUGUUGAAGAGCCCGGCUCAGUUUGAUGCCUCCGAGAUCCAUAAUGCCAUCAAGGGUGCUGGAACCGAUGAAGCCUGUCUGAUAGAGAUCCUGUCGUCUCGUUCCAACGCCGAAAUCAAGGAGAUAGCUCGUCUUUACAAAACAGAAUUCAAGAAGUCUAUGGAGGAUGCCAUCAGCAGUGACACCUCAGGACACUUCCGUAGACUCCUGAUCUCUCUUGCACAGGGUAAUCGUGAUGAAAGACCAAAUGUCGACCUUUCACUGGCCAAGCAAGACGCUCAGGCCCUGUAUGCCGCUGGGGAGAACAAGCUUGGGACGGAUGAGUCCAAAUUUAACGCCAUCCUAUGCGCCAGGAGUAAAGGCCAUCUCAAGACAGUUUUUAUGGAGUACCAGAAGAUGUGUGGCAGGGAUAUCGAGAAAAGCAUCAGCAGGGAGAUGUCAGGAGAUCUGGAGAGUGGCAUGUUGGCUGUGGUGAAGUGUAUUAAGAAUACACCAGCCUACUUUGCUGAGCGGCUUUACAAGGCCAUGAAGGGGGCUGGUACUAAAGACACCACUCUCAUCCGAAUCAUGGUGUCCCGUUCUGAGGUCGACAUGCUGGAUAUCCGCCAGGAAUAUGUGAGAAACUAUGGCAAGUCACUGUACACGGACAUCUCCGGAGACACAUCAGGAGACUACAAGAAGCUCCUUCUCAAGCUGUGUGGCGGCAGUGACUGAAGCGAUCACAUUUCAUGUGCCUUCAAUUGUAAUCCGUUUUGGCUUUCUAUUGUCACAGCAAUAUACACUAUACACAAGCUGCAAAAAUUCAUGCCAUGCCAGUGUCCUCUAUGCAAUGUUUACCAUGCUGUAACCUCACAUGGACACUUGGGAUACAAUAGCCACACAAAAGCUUUUAUAUUUUCUACAUACUGAAUAUUUGAGUUAAACUAGGAGUUCCUAUGCAUUACAUGUGAGAAAAAGCUUUAUAUUUUUAAAAUAUAUAUAUUAUAGAUGUGCCUACAUGGGCAGAUAUGUUAUAUCUGGUUCAUCUGUCAAAAGUUUAAUAAUUUUCAACAAUGCAGAAUUUAAAUGUGCCAAAAGUGCCACAACAUAUCACGCCAUGCCAUGUAAUCUCGAUAAUUUAGUCAACUUUGACAUUUUCCUUAUCAUUGUUGUGCUUUGUGGUUAAGGAGCUUGUGAAUGUGGAGCGUCAUAUUUCAAUUAUUUGUCUGGAGUUUUAUAUUCACUCGUCUCAGAAAAUAAACACUUGACGACUGACAA
Messenger RNA from Phycodurus eques (leafy seadragon), 2374 nucleotides. RefSeq names its product annexin A11-like. Gene Ontology annotation, molecular function: calcium-dependent phospholipid binding; calcium ion binding. Bases 158 to 1831 code for a protein of 557 amino acids. Gene Ontology annotation, cellular component: cytoplasm. Gene Ontology annotation, biological process: cytokinetic process; phagocytosis. The record is from RefSeq and is a predicted model, not a curated record. The transcript has 15 exons. NCBI's taxonomy places the organism in Eukaryota, Metazoa, Chordata, Actinopteri, Syngnathiformes, Syngnathidae.